AUGUCCGCGAAGGACAGGGACCUGGAAACCUCGGAUGACUUGGCGCGAGCGCAGAAAAUCCUACGCGAACUCAAGUCGAAGAUUUCAUCCCAGUCCAAGAAGAAUUUCGUGCUGGAGAAGGACGUGCGAUAUCUGGACUCGCGAAUUGCCCUCUUGAUUCAAAACCGCAUGGCACUAGAAGAGCAAAACGAGGUCGCCAGCCAUCUCGACGAUACCGCCGACCCGCAGGAAGGUUUUUUCCCGAACGACGAGAAAACCCAGAAAUACGGCAAUCUCUUGUUUUUGUUGCAGUCGGAGCCUCGUCAUAUUGCUCAUCUCUGUCGAUUGGUCUCCAUGGCCGAGAUCGACUCUUUGCUGCAGACCGUCAUGUUCACCAUUUACGGAAACCAGUACGAGAGCCGUGAAGAGCACUUGCUACUCACCAUGUUUCAGUCCGUGCUUACCUACCAAUUCGACAACACGCCUGAGUACUCCUCUCUCCUGCGCCAGAAUACACCAGUGUCUCGCAUGAUGACCACCUACACGCGCCGCGGUCCCGGUCAGAGCUAUCUGAAGCAGGUUCUCGCAGAUCGCAUCAACUCGUUGAUUGAAUUGCGCGACGUCGAUUUGGAAAUUAACCCAUUGAAGGUGUAUGAGAGUAUGGUGAAGCAGAUCGAGGAAGAGACUGGCUCUCUUCCGGACUACUUGGCUCGCUCAGUGACCGCAGAGGAUGCCGAGGCCAACGAGCAGGUCCAGGCAAUCAUUGCCCCGCGCUUGAAGAUGUUGACCGACAUUGCCAACGGGUUCUUGACCACUAUCAUUGAAUCCGUGGACGAGACCCCGUACGGUAUCCGAUGGAUUUGCAAACAGAUUCGCAGCUUGUCUCGUCGCAAGUAUCCCGAUGCCCAAGACCAGACCAUCUGUACUCUGAUCGGCGGUUUCUUCUUCCUGCGCUUCAUCAAUCCCGCCAUUGUCACUCCGCGCUCCUACAUGCUGAUCGAUGCCACCCCAACCGACAAGCCCCGCCGUACCUUGACAUUGAUCGCAAAGAUGAUACAGAACCUGGCCAACAAGCCUUCGUACGCCAAGGAGCCCUACAUGGCCCGACUGCAGCCUUUCAUUGAGGCCAACAAGGAGCGCGUGAACAAGUUUCUCCUUGACUUGUGCGAAGUUCAGGACUUCUACGAGAGUCUCGAGAUGGAUAACUACGUCGCUCUGUCCAAGCGCGACCUCGAACUACAAAUCACGCUCAACGAGAUGUAUGCCACGCACGCACUCCUCGAGAAACACAGCGCAGCUCUUGCCCAGGACCAGCACUCUCACCUCUCAUUGCUCCUUGGAGAGCUGGGCGCGGCGCCGCCCCAGGUCCCUCGCAAGGAGAACCGAACCAUCAAUGUGCCUCUGUUCAGUCGAUGGGAGACCGCGCUGGAUGAUUUGACCGCUGCCCUGGACAUUACUCAGGAAGAGGUCUUCUUCAUGGAGGCCAAAUCGACGUUCGUCCAGAUCCUUCGAUCCUUGCCUCAGAACUCCUCGGUCGCUCGUCGCCCCCUUCGACUGGACCGCAUCGCCGAAGCGGCUGCUACGCUCAAGAACGAUGCGGUGAUGGUUCGCAAGGGUAUCCGCACCAUGGAGCUGCUCAGCCAGUUGCAAGACAUGGGCGUUAUUGAUCGCUCGGACGAGUUCAGCAUGCUGCGUGACGAAGUAGAGCAGGAGUUGGUCCACCUGGGUUCUCUGAAAGAGAAUGUUUUGGAGGAAACACGUAAGCUGGAGGAGGUGUUUGGCACUAUUCGCGACCACAAUGCCUACCUGGUGGGCCAGCUAGAGACCUACAAGUCCUAUCUCCACAACGUCCGCAGUCAGUCCGAGGGCAAGCAGCGGAAGACCCAGAAGCACCAAGAACUUGGUCCCAACGUGCCGGAAAAUCGGAGGGCGAACAUCUACUUCAUGUUCAAGAGCCCUCUCCCUGGUACAUUUGUCAUCAGCCUGCACUACAAGGGCCGAGCCCGUGGACUGUUGGAGCUUGAUCUUAAACUCGACGAUCUUCUGGAGAUGCAGAAGGACAACCUUGAAGACCUUGACCUGGAAUACGUCCAAUUCAAUGUCACCAAAGUAUUGACCCUUCUGAACAAACGAUUUGCACGAAAGAAGGGAUGGUAA
Molecule: messenger RNA, 2136 nt
Organism: Penicillium maclennaniae
Lineage: Eukaryota; Fungi; Ascomycota; Eurotiomycetes; Eurotiales; Aspergillaceae
Product: Ras GTPase activating protein IRA2
Exons: 5
Coding region: 1-2136 (711 amino acids)
Biological process (GO): regulation of actin cytoskeleton organization; regulation of GTPase activity
Cellular component (GO): cell cortex
Molecular function (GO): GTPase activator activity; protein binding
Source: RefSeq, a predicted model, not a curated record